CGUAAAAACAAUGUUGAGAGGACCUGGACAUGUUCAACAGAUAAAAUGUAGGGUAAUGUCGUCAUCUCAUUCAUCUUUCAUAAUACGUCGACGCUGUAAUUUGAUCAAUUAACCUAUCUGUUAUCUUUACAUGUUGCUCUGUUUGGCGUGUAUGAACACUUUAAAGCAGACAUUUUGGCGUACUUCCGAUGUAUUUCGGAGCUUUGCUCGAAGAUAACCGGAAGUGCUUUGCAUUUACAUUUGCUCGCGAGAACCCGUGGCCUCUAUUAGCGCGAAAGCAACGAGGCGUUAGGUGCGUUUUGCAUUUAGCUAACACACACAAAUCAUAUACCGCUGUUUAGGUGUUCAGUUGAGUUUGGAAUUGAAGACAUGGGGGAUCCUUCCCUAAGCCGAGACUGCCCACUGGACUGUAAGGUCUAUGUUGGAAAUUUGGGCAACAGUGGUAAUAAGACUGAACUAGAGAGAGCGUUUGGCUAUUAUGGUCCACUGAGAAGCGUAUGGGUGGCCAGAAAUCCUCCCGGCUUUGCUUUUGUGGAGUUUGAAGACCCCAGAGAUGCAACUGAUGCUGUGAGGGAGCUGGAUGGAAGAACACUUUGCGGUUGUCGGGUGCGAGUUGAAAUGUCCAAUGGUGAGAAACGUUCAAGGUUUCGAGGACCACCUCCUUCUUGGAGUCGCCGGCCACGUGACGAAUAUAGACGUGGUGAAGAUUAUAGACGCCGCAGCCCAACUGCAAGACGCCGGUCUCCCAGGAGGAGCUUUAGCCGUAGUCGGAGCAGGUCCCUUUCCAGAGAGAGGAGAAGAGAGAGGUCUUUGUCUCGAGAUAGAAACUAUAAACCUUCAAGGUCUUUCUCAGGAUCACGCAGUCGUUCACGAUCCAAUGGUCGGAAGUGAGAAGUGUUCAAGCCCAGCGUUGUCAGAAAAAAUGUGUUUGUGCCCGCUCUUUAACAGACUAGGAAGGAUGAUGGGAAACAACGAUGGAGGUGUUUUUUUUUUUUUUUUGUUUGUUUUUUUUUUGGCCCCCCAAAGUCUUUUUAAAAUGCCCCCUCAUAGUGUUCUGAGUAUCCUUUUUUACUUAAGAUAUCUGUGCUUAAUGGGUAGUAAUGGUUUCAUCCUGCCUAAAUGCUUGGAAUGUAAUUUUAUGCUCUUUGGGCAGAGAAGUGUUUUGAAUGGUCUGACCUAGGUGAUCAUUUGAAGAUGAUUUUGUAUGCUUUUUUGUUUGUACUUCCAUUAAAACGUUCCUUACGA
Danio aesculapii is the source of this 1245-nucleotide messenger RNA. RefSeq names its product serine and arginine rich splicing factor 3a (gene srsf3a). The record is from RefSeq and is a predicted model, not a curated record. Gene Ontology annotation, cellular component: nuclear speck. The coding region runs from base 370 to 891 and encodes 173 amino acids. Gene Ontology annotation, molecular function: RNA binding. Gene Ontology annotation, biological process: mRNA splicing, via spliceosome. NCBI's taxonomy places the organism in Eukaryota, Metazoa, Chordata, Actinopteri, Cypriniformes, Danionidae. The transcript has 7 exons.